AUGGCACCAGGUGGCUUCGCCAGCAUCGCACUAGCGCGCACCCUCUCCUCGCAAUCUGCCUCUCAGCGCACCACGUGCAAACAGCCCAGCUGCAACACCACUGCACCCAGCGACCCCAAGAAAACUCCGGGCGUAGAGCAGCACGGCACCAGACAUGUCAACGUCCAGCGCUCGGCUACAGCUGCAGCGACGAGCACGACGAGCACGCCUAGCGUCCUGGGAACCAGUGGAGAGGCACAGAUCUGGAGUCCCACUAAACCGCUUGAUAGGUCGAUGCAGACCUCUUCUGCACCGUUGAUGACUUCCUUGAGAACCUCGAUCGGGGGGCUGGAGAAUGUGAGAGUCGGUGGCGUUGAGCUUUCGCCCUCGAGGCGAUUUGAGAAUGCGUUGGAUGCAGGGCUGAGGGAGAUGAGGAGGGUGGAAUGUGAGCGGGUUGGGAGGGAGGUUUGGUGGUGA
Messenger RNA from Ascochyta rabiei, 456 nucleotides. RefSeq lists its product as uncharacterized. The transcript has a single exon. Bases 1 to 456 code for a protein of 151 amino acids. Lineage: Eukaryota; Fungi; Ascomycota; Dothideomycetes; Pleosporales; Didymellaceae. The record is from RefSeq and is a predicted model, not a curated record.